AUGACGUGCAACGAGAGAACUCGGUACUCCAUGGCCAUAAAUUCUACUCCUACGUUGUACUACCUCUCACAGUACUGGCGUGCCAGUCAGUAUGGGCCACCUACUCGUCGGACGAAUGCACUUGCUCGCAACGUGGUUCGCGUUUCAUGCUGCACUAUCCCGGCAUCGAUGUCCAUGGACCAGGGCAUCGAAUCACGCACUAAUACACACAGAGACAGACAGAUCGUGCCACAGUCUCCCUAUAGGAAGCAAUACGUGGAGCGAUACCGCCUCGUUCGGCUGGGCAUCGCUUCGUCCUUGUGCUACAAGUACUCCGUAUACUGCUACUCGUGCUACUGGUAUGUGCCACUCCCUUUCUCAAUGGAGCAAGAAAGGAGGAGGAGGAAACCCAUGGGUGGCCCGGGCCACGAGGCAGCAAUUGCCGACAAGGGCUGCUUUUGCCAAAUGUGA
Molecule: messenger RNA, 450 nt
Organism: Trichoderma citrinoviride
Lineage: Eukaryota; Fungi; Ascomycota; Sordariomycetes; Hypocreales; Hypocreaceae
Exons: 4
Coding region: 1-450 (149 amino acids)
Source: RefSeq, a predicted model, not a curated record